GACCAGCUGUUGCCAUUAAAGGGUACGGACGCUGACUGGUAGUUGUUAUAGAAGUUUUCACAAAGAUUUCUUUACACAAUCAACAUAUUUGUGAAAAACUGGCUUGCAAUGAAGUUGAGUUAUAGUUCCAAAGCUGCAUUAUGGGGAUAGAAAGUCUCACUAUAGAAUUAGACAAUCCUGUUGGAAUUUAUUUUCCUGGAGAGGAAGUGUUUGGAGUAGUUCACAUCUCAAAUGUCAGCAGAAUAUACCUGGAAUGUCAAGGCUAUGCAAAAUUUUGUUUCAAUGAAUUGAGUAGUGAGACUUACUAUUCAGCUGAAGAAACUUAUCUAGACCUGAAAAUUCCUCUAAUUACCAAUGAAGGCAGAGAAACCUUUGAACUUGUCAGUGGAGUUCACCAAUUUCCAUUUGUGUUUGUACUUCCAGAAAAAAUUCCCUCUUCAUUUCAAACUGAGAUGUUGGAAAAAUUUGGCUAUGGCCAUGUCAAAUACUCAAUCAAAGUAGUUUUGAAGAGAUCUUCACGUCAAGCAAAUGGAGAAACCUGCUACAUUCCAUUCACUGGAGUUUUGAAGCCGUCAUGGAAACCAAAUUACGAAUAUGUCCUCGAUUUUACAGUUAAAACCAUUGUUGACUUAAAUACAAUCCCAAAAGCAGCACUACCAACGCAAUCAAUAAAAACCAAGCCCGUUUUUCGUUGGUUUUGCUGCCGAUCUGGACUUAUAACGGUAACACUGUAUCAAGACCGUACAGGCUAUGUCGCAGGUGAAACCAUUCUCUUGCAUGCAGAUGUAGACAACCAAAGCAUGACAACAUUGCUUGGUGCAACGGUUUUUCUCAUUAAGAGCGUUGAUUUUCAUACCCACAACAAAUCCAAAACCUACGAAUGCGUUUUGUGUGAACAGAAAUGGCGCGGAAGAGUGUUCCAAGAAGUACCUCAAGUGUUCCCAAUCGUCGUCCCUACAAUGACACCAUCCUAUUUGCAUUUUUGCGAUAUUAUUGACGUCUCCUACAAAAUUGAGGAUUGCUGGUCGGUCAACAUAUGCUGCUCCUAGCUACUACACCGAGUCACCGAAAUACAACACGACCAAAGCGCCUGAAUACUACACCACAGCAUCCUACUACACCACUACAUAUGCUGCGCCGACCUACUACACUGAAGCUCCCAAGUACUAAUCAGCUCCAAGCUAGUACACUGAGGCUCCCAAAUACUACACCACUAAGGCACCGGAGUACUACACAACGACUUACGCUGCACCAAGUUACUACACCGACGCCCCCAAGCUGCUGGGGCGUCUAUGCUGUCCCCAGCUUUACUACUAAC
This is a messenger RNA of Daphnia magna, 1318 nucleotides long. RefSeq names its product arrestin domain-containing protein 17-like. Lineage: Eukaryota; Metazoa; Arthropoda; Branchiopoda; Diplostraca; Daphniidae. The coding region runs from base 141 to 1049 and encodes 302 amino acids. Gene Ontology annotation, biological process: protein transport. The record is from RefSeq and is a predicted model, not a curated record. The transcript has 7 exons. Gene Ontology annotation, cellular component: cytoplasm.